AUGCAUCCAGCUGGAGUUGAACCUCCCUACAGAGUAAGGAUCCUGCUUAGAAUAGAAACACCAUACAGACCCAUGCAUCCAGCUGGAGUCAAGUCUCCCUGCAGAGUAAGGAUCCCACUUAGAAUAGAAACUCCGCGCAGACCCAUGCAUCCAGCUGGAGUCAAACCUCCCUACAGAGUGAGGAUCCUGCUUAGAACAGAAACACUAUGCAGACCCAUGCAUCCAGCUGGAGUCAAGUCUCCCUAUGGAGUGAGGAUCCUACUUAGAAUAGAAACUCUGCACAGACCCAUGCAUCCAGCUGGAGUCGAACCUCCCUAUGGAGUGAGGGUCCUAUUUAGAAUAGAAAUACUGCGUGGACCCAUGCAUCCAGCUGGAGUUAAUAUAUAA
This is a messenger RNA of Aspergillus novofumigatus IBT 16806, 387 nucleotides long. RefSeq lists its product as uncharacterized. The coding region runs from base 1 to 387 and encodes 128 amino acids. Lineage: Eukaryota; Fungi; Ascomycota; Eurotiomycetes; Eurotiales; Aspergillaceae. The transcript has a single exon. The record is from RefSeq and is a predicted model, not a curated record.